UCUCCGCAAAUUGCUCGCAACCAAACGUGCAUGGCCCGGCUACAUUUAAACGCCCCAUUGGUAGCCGCGUUUCAAUUUACUCCCAUGUUCCCGAUGUGUGUUACCUUGCAUCAUUCGUGCCGACCUCGUUCUAUCAAGCCCCACUUGUUCCUAGAUUACGCACCCGCACUACUCUUUCUACCCUUCCGGCAAUUAGCUUCUUUUCCUGUCUUUCUUCCUUGCCAUUACAGAUUUUGCUGAGGCUACUUUCAUAUCUUCUACUGGCGGAGUCGUGAGCAAGGCAGACGGUCGCAAAGGUUGUUGUGCAUCCUCGGUUCUUGAGGAAUUUAUGACGUACACGAGCCGCUUUAUUUUCCCGCCGCUCUGCUUGUUUUCACUGAACUAAUUCGCUACUUCUAUAUCAGUCGUAGACGAAAAGCUCUCGUAAGCGGAUUACAACUCGCACUAAGGAAAAAAGAUAGACGUUUUGUGAUGGGAGCAAGUUCUUCAUGUUAUGAACGAGUUAAUCUUCUGCCAUUAUUCAUCUGUAUAAUCUUCCGCGUAAAAUGUUAUAAUUGGUCUUACUCGUCUGUUCCCAAAAUUAUUUCAUCGUCAUAUUGUUCACUAUUUUAUCAGCUACUGAAAACAAAAUUCAAGUAAAGGAGAAAGAGAGGAUAAAUCAAACUCUUAGCGUCGUAUGACUGAUUAGAAUAAUGAUUUUGCAUUCAACAGGUGUGAUGUUUGUGUGAAUAGAAACGAAUAAUUACUCCCUGAUGUUUAGAGAUAGAUCGGACAAGACCCGGCAAACCAAGACAUUUCUGAGCUACAUCAUAACAAACGAUUAAAGUGCUAAAAGAAACUAAAUGGUUGAGCAAAGGAUUAAGCAAACAGUCAUCUCUAAAAUGGAGAGCAGCCAUAUGGAGGCUCCAUUGUCGUACUACCAGCUGAGGAAGAGGGCAGCCACCUGGCUUCGAUGUGGAACAUUAUCAUCCCUCAUCCUCACGCUAGCAGGUGUAGCCAUGAUCAUCCUAGGCAUCCAAGGUACCCCUGCAUCUUAUAACAUCAAAUGGAUUGGUAUCGCAGCCUCUGCCUCAGGAGGGAGUCUCCUCCUCUUACUACUCCUCAUCUCACUCAUAAUGGCUAGCUUUUGCCCCCAGGAGGGUGGAGGUAGCAUACAGGUACAGGGUUUACCCCCGCCAUGUACCCCUUCUCAUCAUCAUAUGCACUCACACCAGCAUGCUGUUCCGUCAGGUUCAGGGGCUCUCACACCCACCUCCAGACAUCCUCCUGCCAUGGACGGUAUGCAGUGGAUGGUCUAUUAUCAUCCAUCUAAACAUCAACAAUUAGAGCAUUCCAUUCUGUACCCAAUACCUGGAUUUAACCAUGGGAUAAGUUCAUCAGUUGGUGGUUCUAACGGAGUACAUAAUGGCGGUCAAUGGGCGUGGCGAGCUCACAAUACAACCAUUCAGCCUCCGCCACAGUACUCCUCGUUAUACCCCGAUCCAAAUGGAAACUGCAUUGGACUAACCACAAACCCAAACUGCAAUCUAAACGCCAACAACGUAGCAAGCACAGCAGGGGGAUCAGCGCGAGAAGGUCAGGCUGCAACUACGCCAACAAGCACUGCUGCGGCAACGUCUCCUUCAGAACAACGUACCCUGCAGCGCCCUCAGCGACUAACUCCACCUCUCCUGUUACGUUGUUCUCCGUCUUCUGAUCGGCACGUCCAUCACCAUCAUCACACGCAUUUCCGACAGGGUACGCGCUGUCCAUCACCUUCACCUUCAAGUCAGUCGUGUAGGACACCAACCCCUGGAGAGCAUCGAUCGACUUCGACAUCACCAGGACAACAGUCGUUUGGCCAAUCGUUUGCCCAACAAGCCGUACGCGGCUCUCCGACUACUCCACAAAAUCCACAACCUCGUAAGGCAUCGCCACAAGAUAACCACGCUUGUCGACAGCAUCAGUUAUCAUCACCUUCAUCGCAACAGAUGCAUCUAUUUCAUCCCCAACAUCCACUAAAUCUUCCUCUAAAGCAGAGCCCACUGACUGGAGCGAGCCAACUUCCUUCGACAUCAAGGAGAUCCUUCCAUUCAUCUCUACCGUCUACUCCUUUACUUGAAAGCGUGGAUGAGACCAGAAAUACAAGCGAUUGUGUGUGACACUCAGUGAACGUGAAACAUGGACAAGAUGGAAGUGAGUGAGUGGCAAAAAAAGAAACUAGUGUCCAUUUGUUAAAAAAGAAGGAUGCAAAUAUUAAUAAUCAUUUGAAAAAAAAUUAUACAUGUUAGAAAUCAGUUAUAGUUAUUGAAAACUAUAGGCAACAUCCACGUCUGUCUUGUAAUCAAAGUAACAAACAAAAAUGGGAGAUUGCGUUUCUUAAAUUGACUUUCUUUAAAACAUAUCAUUCCUUGGCUGGAUAACGAGAAUGCUUAUAAUUAUGUAUUGGUUUUGUUGAUAGUUUUCUUUUUUUUUGUCUUUGUUUCGUUGAAAGAUAAGUGUUUGAAGGGUACAUGAACUUUAAAUUCAUUCAUUUACUUGUUUGGAUUUCAGAUCAUAUUUUGAUUUUCAUUAUUUUCCAAAUGUUCAUGACAGGUUUAUCAAUAAUUAUGACCCUGUCAACAGUAAUUCAUCCAAACAGCGACGAAGGGGUAUUCUGAAGUUAAAAAGACGAGACUUUCCUGUCUCCUGCAGGGAAAGUGAUCUGCAGGAACUUAACAAAAAUUCACUUCAGUUUGAUUUAUUUCGUUUGAUAAAAAAUGCCUGUGAUUGUUAGAACCGUCCACAAACAUUUCAUCCGGGUGAUUUUAGGAAAAUUAAAGUGGCAAAACCUUAAAUGAUGCAGAAAGGGAGGUGCAAUACAUCAGACUCUUUCAUGUACUCGUUCAUGUAUACUUUAAAGAGAUUUUUGAGGAGGUAAUAAAGGCCUUCUUAAAUUGAUCACUCAAACCAUAUUGGUGAAGCUUCGAUGGAAACAUAACGCGGGAGGCACUCGUCCCCCCCCCGAAGGUUCGUAAUUUCGAAACAUAAACGAAAAUGAAAUAGGGUCGAUUAAUCCGAGAAAUAAAUGUCGGAAUCACCAACCCUAUUUCAAUCUUUUGCAUUAUAAACCCUAUUUUAUUUUCAGAAAUACGAACCUUCGGAAAAAACGACAUGUAACCCGUCAGUCAAAUGUUUGUCAUGAUUUGAAUUCUGUAGGAAAAUAUUUACAUAAGUAUAGUUGUAGUAAAUCCGUCCGUGUUAGUAUUUUUCAGUUUCUUGCAUCGCUCAUUUGUGUACAGAUCUAAACCAAGUAACAAAUACAUUUUGCGACAUUCAUUCAAAAGAGAGCGUGAAGUGCAAAAGGAAUUAUGCUUCAAAAUUAUGGACAUUGAAAUAUUGCUAAAAAUCAGAUGUGCAAGUGUUUGGUGUACUGGUCAUUUGGACUGCAUUCAUUUCGUUUAUCAUUCUGGGUUUGUGCGUGGUAAAAUAAUUACUGAAAGGAGCAGUCGUUUCACUAUUCCUAGAUUUUGUAAACAUUUCUUUUUUUGUUUGUGUGUGUGUGAAUACAUUUAUAAUAAUAUGGAAAAUGUAUUACAUAAAUCAAUUUUGAUAAUGCUUUCUAAAAACGAAAUAUAUUUCAUUAUUUAUUUCCGGCCAUGCAAAACGGCAAAAUAAAGUUGUUUGCAUUACGAAUUUACAGUUAUUUUAAUGACUAAAGGGCAAUAGGAAAACAUUGAAGUUGUUCAGUAUACAAUUCAUCAAUGAACGUGGGUUGAUAACGUGUGUACAAUUACUGAAAGACAUGUCAUAUGAAGUACUUUUAAAUUGUCCGUAGAUUAGUAUAAGUUAUAUUGCUUGGCAUACAUGCCCCUUCCUAAUUAGUGUAUACUAGACGAUGCCCAUAUUUCAUUCCAUUUUUGAUACCUGCAGAUUAUCUGUUAAUUAUAAUUUUUUGUUCUUCUUUUAAUUUAUGAAUAAUAAGAAAUGCUUGUGAAGUGAGAAUAAAAACAGUAUUAACCAAACA
Molecule: messenger RNA, 3985 nt
Organism: Strongylocentrotus purpuratus (purple sea urchin)
Lineage: Eukaryota; Metazoa; Echinodermata; Echinoidea; Camarodonta; Strongylocentrotidae
Product: ubiquitin carboxyl-terminal hydrolase 36-like
Exons: 2
Coding region: 843-2141 (432 amino acids)
Source: RefSeq, a predicted model, not a curated record